Salvelinus fontinalis (brook trout) is the source of this 5469-nucleotide messenger RNA. Its product is annotated as P2Y purinoceptor 14. Gene Ontology annotation, biological process: G protein-coupled receptor signaling pathway. Gene Ontology annotation, molecular function: G protein-coupled purinergic nucleotide receptor activity. NCBI's taxonomy places the organism in Eukaryota, Metazoa, Chordata, Actinopteri, Salmoniformes, Salmonidae. The record is from RefSeq and is a predicted model, not a curated record. Bases 321 to 1325 code for a protein of 334 amino acids. The transcript has 3 exons. Gene Ontology annotation, cellular component: membrane.
AUGCAGAGCGAAAGAGAGAGAGAGUAAGACAGGGGACAACAAAGCCUGAGCAUCACAGGGAAAACUUAUUGUGUGUAUUUGUCCGACAAAAGGUAGCCCUUGAGACUGGAGAACACAAGGCCGUUGUUGGAACAUCAGUGCAAGGUCUGAGUAGCAUCCUGUGUUGUCAGCAGUAAGAGAGAUCCACCCACAGACAGACAGGCAGACAGAGAUACUCUACCAUCCAACAGGACUGGAGCCGUGUCCUCUCAUCACACAGCCAGGAGGUAGAGACCUCCACCACUUUUCCCCUCAGAGAAUCUGUCCUGCUUGCUGAAGGCAUGGCCGGCAACUGGAUCACUGGCCCGUCCAAUCAGACAACAGACUUCGGCAGCGUGUUCACUCACCAGGUGCUCCCAGUUCUCUACGUGCUGAUCGGCGGUGUGGGUUUGGCUCUCAACAGCUUGGCUGCCUGGAUCUUCUUCCGGGUGCCCAGCGACUCAGGCAUGGUGGUCUACUUGAAAAACAUGGUAGUGGCCGACCUGCUGAUGCUGCUCACCUUCCCCUGGCGCGUGGCCAGCGAGCUCGGUCUGGGCGGCUGGCAGGUCCGCGUGGCCGUGUGCCGCUACAGCGCCGUGCUCUUCUACUCCUCCAUGUACGUGGGCAUCAUCUUAAUGGGCCUCAUCAGCCUGGAGCGCUACGUCAAGGUCGUAGGACACUCCUCUUCCUGCACACACCUCCUGUCGCGAGUGGGGUUCACCCGGGUCCUGGCCCUGCUGACGUGGAGCCUGCUGCUGCUUUCCGUCUUCCCCAAUGUUGUGCUGACCAGCAAGCCUGCGGACGAGCAGAGCUCCAGACACUGUGUGCAGCUAAAGACCCCCCUGGGUCAGCAGUGGCACAAGGUGUCCUCGUAUUUCGGUGUGGCCCUGUUCUGGGCCACCGUACUGGUUCUAGCCUUCUGCUACUCUUCCAUUGCCCACCACUUCUACAAGUCGUACCGCCGCGUUCGCCAGGACGACAGCGGGGUGUACAGCAAGUCCAACUGCAGUAUCUUCAGCCUCCUGGUCGUGUUCUUCAUUUGUUUCGUGCCCUACCACAUCUGCCGCGUGACCUACACCCAAAGCCAGUUACCCGGCUCCGGCUUCAGCUGGCACAGCCGUUAUAUGCUGUUCCAGGCGAAGGAGGUCACCCUCUUCCUGUCAGCACUCAACGUGUGCCUGGACCCCGUCAUCUACUUCUUGAUGUGCACUAAGUUCCGCGAGUCACUACUGAAGAAACUGCCCAGAGGCAAGGGAGGGCCAAAGAGAUGUUCCCUUACCACAGAACAGACUGUUAGUAAUAUGUGAUGAGAAGAGGGAGAGGAGAGAGAACAGGUGAGUUGAAAGAAGAAGCAUAUGUGGAAAAAUAGUAAACCAGCAAAAGGCAAGAAUUCUAAAACUAGAUACAGUAUGUGUUUAUAUAUUGCAGGGAGUUCGACUGACCCUUUUGUAAUGGACUCCGCUGGAGACAUGUCUGCAUUAGAAAUGAUAACAGACAUUUGUUUGUAGAAAACACCUUUACAGUAUUAAAAAUGCUUACAUUUCAUUGCUACUGAUGCCAUAGGAUAAGACAUGGGUUAAGACUUUUUUUUGUUGUUGCUUUAAAUCAUAUCAAUGUUGUUUGGAGGUUUGAUUUAAUACAAAUAUUUUUUGCUUUAAUCAUGUCAAUGUUGUUUGGAGGUUUCAUUUAAUACAGCGUCUGUAAAAGUGAAUAAUUGAAAUUGAAAGUUGAAAUUGAAACCUUAUUCUGGUGCUGGUUUUAAAGAUGAUAGAUGAUACACAGAUCAGAGUUUCCUUAACUCAGACCUGCCCCCCCAUUUUGUUUUUUACCCUAGCACUAUACAGCUGAUUCAAAUAAUCAAAGCUUAAUGAUGAGUUAGUUAUUUGAAUCAGCUGUGCAGUGCUAGGGCAAAAACCAUGGAAAUGGUUUAAUCCCCACAUGGGGGCAUUGUGCUUAAGCACACGCACACACGCACACACACACACAGAUACAGCUCCCCUGUGGUUGUAAUAGAUAGAGCCAUGCAAAUGUAGCUCUAUCUAUUACAACCACAGCCAUGUGGAACCGCUAGUCCGUGCCCUAUCAUGCUAGCGAGAUCCUAUUGGUGCGUUCUAGUCACAUUUGCAUAUUUCCGUAAGGGAAUGCCUAGUCUUUGAAGUGCGCAUGUGCAAUACCUCAAUUUGGCUUCGCACUCCUAAACAAUGCAUUUAAAAAAAACUUUGGCAAACGGUAAAGUCCAAAACAAUGUGUCGACUCUGUUCACAACAGAUUCCAGAGUUAUAGCUUUUCAACCUCUGCCAUAUGUGACCGACCGCCUCGAUCCGGUCUUAUGUAGCAACAUUUAAAAUGGUGUUUGUUACACUGGAUAAAAGUAGAUAAUCAGAGCAAGAAAAUGGUAUAUCAUGCACUACAGUUGGGGAACAUGGGAAAGUAAUUCUGCUUUGAAAGUUGAUGAACUUUUGAGAAAAUGUCCCUUGAAUAUUUUGGCACAUCUACUGGAGAGCUCUUAUUUGCCAACACCCUUUCAGUAUCGUUCACACAUUCUUAAGCCUUAGCCCCACCUAUCUCUUUAAAGACUCACAUUUGAGGCCAUGUGGUAAACACACGCUAUAUCAAAUAAAAUCUGAGUUUAUUUGUCACAUGCACAGGAUACAGAAGGUGUAAAUGGUACAGUGAAGUGAUGAGUUGAACAUCACGGACACAUACGUCUUGCCUCCAGACAAACUAAACACCUUCUUUGCUUGCUUUGAGGAUAAUACAGUGCCACCGAUGCGGCCCGCUACCAAGGACUGUGGGCUCUCCUUCUCUGUGGCCGACGUGAGUAAGACAUUUAAACGUGUUAACCCUCGCAAGGCUGCCGGCUCAGACUGCAUCCCUAGCCGCGUCCUCAGAGCAUGCACAGACCAGCUGGUUGGUGUGUUUACGGACAUAUUCAAUCUCUCCCUAUCCGAGUCUGCUGUCCCCACAUGCUUCAAGAUGGCCAUAUUGUUCCUGUACCCAAGAAGGCAAAGGUAACUGAACUUAAUGACUAUCGCCGCGUAGCAUUCACUUCUGUCAUUGAGAAGUGCUUUGAGAGGCUAGUCAAGGAUCAUAUCACCUCCACCUUACCCACUUCAAUUUGCUUACCGCCCCAAUAGGUCCAUAACACUGCACACUGCCCUAUCCUAACUGGACAAGAGGAAUACCUAUGUAAGAAUGCUGUUCAUUGACUAUAGCUUAGCAUUCAACACCAUAGUAACCUCCAAGCUCAUCAUUAAGCUAGAGGCCCUGGGUCUCAACACCGCUCUGUGCAAUUGGGUCCUGGACUUCCUGACAGGCCGCCUCCAGGUGGUGAAGUUAGGAAACAACAUCUCCACUUCGCUGAUCCUCAACACAGGGGCCCCACAAGGGUGUGUGCUCAGCCCCCUCCUGUACUCUCUGUUCACCCAUGACUGCAUGGCCACGCACGCCUCCAACUCAAUCAUCAAGUUUGCAGACGGCACAACAGUAGUAGGCUUGAUUACCCAAAAAAACGAGACAGCCUACAAGAGGAGUUGAGGGCACUCGUAGUGUGGUGUCAGCAAAACAACCUCUCACUCAACAUCAACAAAACAAAGGAGAUGAUUGUGGACUUCAGCAAACAGCAGAGGGAGCACCCUCCUAUCCACAUCAACAAGACAGCAGUGGAGAAGGUGGCGUAGACAUCACGGACAAACUGAAAUGGUCCACCCACACAGACAGUGUGGUGAAGAAGGCGCAACAGUGCCUCUUCAACCUCAGGAGGCUGAAGAAAUUUGGCUUGUCACCUAAAACCCUCACAAACUACCUGCUCUCCAGGACACCCGAUGUCACAGGAAGGCCAAAAAGAUCAUCAAGGACAACAACCACCCGAGCCACUGCCUGUUCACCCUGCUAACAUCCAGAAGGCAAAGUCAGCACAGGUGCAUCAAAGCUGGGACCGAGAGACUGAAAAACAGCUUCUAUCUCAAGGCCAUCAGACUGUUAAACAGCCAUCACUAACACAGAGAGGCUGCUGCCUACAUGCAGACUUGAAAUCAUUGCACACUUUAAUAAAUGGAACACCAGUCACUUUAGUAAUGUCACUUUAAUAAUGUUUACAUAUCUUGCAUUACUCACCUCAUAUGUUUAUACUGUAUUUUAUACCAUCUAUUGCAUCUUGCCUAUGCCGCUCUGUCAUCCAUAUAUUUAUAUGUACAGUAUAUAUUCCUAUUCCAUUCCUUUACAUAUAGUUGUGUACAUUAGGUAGUUGUUGUGGAAUUGUUCGAUUACAUGUUAGAUAUUGCGGCACUGUCGGAACUAGAAGCGCAAGCAUUUCACUACAUUCGUAAUAACAUCUGCGUACCAUGUGUAUGUGACCAAUAACAUUUGAUUUUAUUUGCAUAGUAGCACUAUCAAAAACAGAAAGUGUCCAGAUAAAAAUAUUUUAUAAAUAUUUGAUCAUUAUUAGAUUACUCUUACCCAACACACUUAUCUAAAUUGAUGGGUCAUGUGAAGGAAAUGCUAUAACCACCCCCCAGCCAAGUGGAUGGGUCACUAUUGUCUAGACAUGUACACAUGUUCAUGAAAUAUAAUAGAUGGCCGUAAUCACCCCCAGACACACCUGGCUAGAUUGGUGGCUGAUGUAAUCCGGCUGAAGUGGAGUCUUUUGUUUAGACAUGUACAGUGGUUACUCCUUUAAAAGUUGCGUCAAACUGCGGCACAUCUUGCGUGCUGCCGCAGCAUUCUGUGGCACGUCAUUUAAUUGUCAGCCAUUUUUUCUGUUACUGCAAGUUAGUGCUAGUUUGACCACCAGAGGGCAUCUUUGAGAAGCAUUUGAUAGGUCUUCCAUAUUGGCAUUACCAGAGAUGGGGAGGGCACGCGGGAGAUCAGGGUUCAAUUCCCCGACGGGGAGGAAUGAGUAGGCUGUCCUUGUAAAUACGAACUUGUUCUUAACUGAUUCCAUAUGUGUUAUUUCAUAGUUGUGAUGUCUUCAAUAUUAUUCUACAAUGUAGAGAAUAGUAAAAAUAAAGAAAAAUCCUGGAAUGAGUAGGUGUGUCCAAACUUUUGACUGGUACUUGCUUAAUUAAUUUGAUUAAUGUUAUGGUGUUUCUAUUUCAAUGAAAAACAAAAAACCCUCUGGGUUUCUGUUAGGAUGGAAAGGGAAAUAUGGCGCUGUACAACGUGACGCUAAUAAUUCAGAGUGUUGUCAGAUUGUCAGUUUCUAAAUUCAGACAGUUUCACUCUCACGCUGUAGGGUUGAUUUGAGCGUUCUGGCCUUACAACGGCAGUCAAGCAUCCAAGCUAACAUUGGCUAGCUUGCUAGCUACUUCCAGACACAAAUGAGACCACUCUGACCAUUUUACUCACCCUAGCAGAGCUGGUUAGGCAGUUUUCGUGUUAUCCAAAGCGUUGCUGACUGUAACUGUGCUGCUGGAAACAAUUUAAUUACGCUUUUUUACCAACAUUUACUGA